UCGGCACUCAAGGCGUUCUUUUUUUUGGGAAUUGGUAUCAUCGCAUCAAGUGGAUUAGUGGUCAGCAUGAAGGUCUUCGUUUGCAUGUGUGCUCUGUUCGCUGUGGCCAACGCCGGCUUCCUGGGUCUCCUGGGAGGCGGCGGCGGUGGCGGCGGUGGUGGUGGCGGCGGUGGCGGCCUCAAGGCAGGCAUCAGCAUUGGCGGCAAUGGAGGAGGCGGUGGCAACGGAGGCGGUUACUCCGGCGGCGGCGGUGGUGGUGGCUACCAUGGCGGUCACGGCGGACACGGUUCCAGUGGCCCAGUUCAGGUGGUCAAGGUUAUCCACCAGCAGGGCGGUGGCAGCGGCGGCGGCUACUCUGCCGGUGGCUACUCCUCCGGCGGCGGCGGCGGCUACUCUUACGAGGCUGCUCCCCAGGUCUUCAAGGUGAAAGUCAUCUCCGGUGGCAGCAGCGGCGGCGGCCAUGGCUAUGGACCCGCUCCUGCACCCGUCUACCUGCCACCUGCCGGCCCAGCUCCCUCCUCCGUGAAGGUGAUCAAGGUCCUGCAGGAGUCUGCUCCCUUGGUCAGUGCCCCGCUGGUCGAGAGUGCCCCACAGAUCGUCAAGGUGGUGAAUGUGGCCUCUGGACCUGCUCCAGGACCUGCCUUCAUUGGCGGCGGCGGUGGCGGCUACUCUUCGGGCGGCGCCGUCUCCCAGGUCAUCAAGGUUGUCCACGAGAGCCACGACAGCGGUUUCUCCUCGGGUGGCUACUCCUCGGGCGGUGCCGGUGCCACCAAAGUGGUACGCGUGAUCCACGAGCACUCAGCUCCGGCUGCCGGACCAGCCUACGCUCCCAUUGAUGUGCCCGGCCCAGUGGCUUCGCCUGUGGCCUCUUACCUGCCCCCUGUUCAGGAUAUCGCUGCCCCGGCUCCAGUCUAUGCUGCUCCUGCCCCGGCUCCAGUCUAUGCUGCUCCUGCCCCAGCUCCAGUCUAUGCUGCUCCUGCCCCGGCUCCAGUCUAUGCUGCCCCUGCUCCCGUAUACUCCGCACCAGCUCCUGCUCCUGUGUAUUCCGCACCAGCUCCUGCUCCUGUGUACUCUGCACCAGCCCCGGCUCCCGUGUACUCUGCCCCAGCACCUGCUCCUGUGUAUGCCGCCCCAGCACCGGCUCCUGUCCUGAGCGUGCCCCAUCCCGCGCCAGCACCUGUCUUUGCCCCAGAGGAGCAGGUCCUGCCCGUGGGCCAUGCCCCUGCCCAGACCUACGGCCCACCUGCCUACUAAACACACACAAACAUGCACAAAGAGAGCAAGCAGGAGAGGCCACAGAUGCACACACACACAUCUCCGAAGUACCUUCCUGCUAACUGCAUCGAGAGAGCAUAAUUACCAUUCCUACACAACGCCAUGAGUUUAAUUUAAGACAUUUUUUUUACCAUGCAUUUUUUUGUUAGAAAAUAUACACAUAGAAAAAUCCCAAAAAAAAAAAAAAAAAAAAAAAAAACUU
Drosophila kikkawai is the source of this 1477-nucleotide messenger RNA. RefSeq names its product loricrin. The record is from RefSeq and is a predicted model, not a curated record. Lineage: Eukaryota; Metazoa; Arthropoda; Insecta; Diptera; Drosophilidae. Gene Ontology annotation, molecular function: transcription coactivator activity. Gene Ontology annotation, cellular component: RNA polymerase II transcription regulator complex. Gene Ontology annotation, biological process: positive regulation of transcription by RNA polymerase II.